Messenger RNA from Diaporthe citri, 1278 nucleotides. RefSeq lists its product as uncharacterized. The coding region runs from base 1 to 1278 and encodes 425 amino acids. The transcript has a single exon. Gene Ontology annotation, biological process: fatty acid alpha-oxidation. Lineage: Eukaryota; Fungi; Ascomycota; Sordariomycetes; Diaporthales; Diaporthaceae. The record is from RefSeq and is a predicted model, not a curated record. Gene Ontology annotation, molecular function: phytanoyl-CoA dioxygenase activity.
AUGGCGGCCGCAGCAGCAGCAACAGCAAGAGCAGCAGCACAGAAGGUGAUCAGGGACGCGCCCUCGCGAGCACCGGGGUCCGUGAGGCGCCUCUUCGCCCUCGACGAGGCCCCGCCGCUGGACCACCUCGCCUCCAUCUGCUCGCAGCGCGCGACGCGCGAGCAGUACCCCCUCGCGGCGGCGGUCGAGAGCAACGUGCCCGUCUACACCCUGCCGGCGGCCUUGUCCGCCCUGCCGGCCGCGCGGCGCGGCGCCCUGCAGGACGAGUGGUACCGCGUCCUGCACAGCGGGCCGGGCGUGUUCGUGACCAAGGGCCUGUUCCGCGACAGGGCGCUCCUGGAGCGGGCGAACAAGGCGUUCUACUCCAUCAUCGAGCGCGAGCGCGCCGAGGGGGUCUCGCAGGGCGACCACUUCGCCGCGGCGGGGCGCAACGACCGCAUCUGGAACUCGUUCAGCAAGCACGCGCUCGCCGACCCGGCCUCGUUCGCCGAGUACUACGGCAACCCGUUCCUGGGGCUCAUCUCGUCCGCCUGGCUGGGCGGCGGCUACCGCGUCACGGCGCAGGUGAACAACGUGCGGCCGGGGUCCAAGGCCCAGGUCUGCCACCGCGACUACCACCUGGGCUUCCAGACCGCCGAGGGCGCGGCGCAGGUCCCGAGGGCGAUGCACGUCGCCAGCCAGUUCCUCACGCUGCAGGGCGCCGUCGCCCACGUAGACGUCCCGCCCGAGAGCGGGCCGACGCGCCUGCUCCCCUUCUCGCAGACCUUCGACCAGGGCUACAUGGCCUACCGCCGCCAGGAGUUCGUCGACUACUUUGAAGAGCACUACGUCGCCCUGCCCAUGGAGUGCGGGGACGGCAUCUUCUUCAACCCGGCGCUGUUCCACGCCGCGGGGGAGAACAUCAGCGCCGACGUCAACCGCAUGGCCAACCUGCUGCAGAUCAGCAGCCCCUUCGGCAAGCCGAUGGAGUCGGUCGACGCGCUGCCGCUGCUGGACGCCUGCUGGGACGAGGUCGUCGCGAGGCACGCGAGGGAGGGCCGGAGCGACGAGGUGGACGCCCUGCUGUGCGCCAUCUGCGAGGGCUACGCCUUCCCCACGAACCUCGACAACAACCCUCCCCGGCCGGGCGGCCUGGCGCCCGUGUCCGAGCUCGACGUCGCCGUCAGGGGCUUGGAGGAGGGGUGGGGGCAGGGAGAGGCUCCUGCAAGAGUUCAAGGCCCAUCAGGACAAAUCACGACCAUGAUGCAUUGCUAUGAAAGGCGGCAGAUAUGUGCAUAA